CAACCUCACAGUUACAAUUUAACACGAAAGCAUGCAACAAUUUCACCAGGUUAGUCUGUUAGGAGGUAUGGAUCUCCAAAGUCCCUCGCCCCAUGGAUCGUAUAAAAACGGCGUUCCAUCGGAUCCGAAAUUAGCGCAGACGGCACCUUGUUUUCAAAAAUUCAAGAUGGCUUCUGGAGUGGUUAACGAAGUGCAAGAUAAAUUUCGUUAUGUUCACAGCUGUGACGUUGAUGCAUUUUUGCAAAUAAAGAUUGGGACUCUUGAGGGACGAAAGAAUUUGGAGAACUAUCAGGAGCUUCUAAACGACCCUCAAUUAAAAUAUUCUGGUCUCCAUCAAAGUUCAUGUCCAGAUCUGUUUGCCACUAUAACUGUUUAUCAUGAUGGAAAACCCAUGUUUAUGCCUGUUCGUACGAUGUACAAGUCUUUCAACACAAGAUGGAAUUGGAACGAAUGGGUUCAAUUACCAAUAAAAUAUCAAGAUCUACCCCGCCAUGCUGAGCUUGGAAUAACCAUUUGGGAUGUGUAUGAUUGCAAACGAUGCAUGACUGUUGGAGGUACUACAGUUUCUCUGUUUGGAAAAUAUGGAACAUUACGCCAGGGAAUACAUGACUUGAGAGUGUGGCCUGGAAAGGUUGCCAACGGGGAUGACAAGACUCCAGGCAAAGUGAGCAAAGGGGCUGCAGAUGAAAUGAGCAAACUAGCUAAGUUAAGUAAAAAGCAUCAUAAAGGCAAAAUUAUGAAAGUCGAUUGGUUAGAUCGUUUGACAUUCCGUGAAAUUGAAAUGGUCAACGAGAAAGAGAAAAGAAAUUCACCAUUUUUUUAUUUAAUGAUUGAAUUUCCCCGAACUGUCUUCAAUGGAGUUGAACAUUCAAUUGUGUACUUUGAGAAGGAUGCUGAUGAGAUUGAGUAUGUGCAAGUUUAUCCAGAAAUAGUAACUGUCCCCGAUCCUGAGAUAUCACUGGAAAAUUUAGUUGAAAGUAAGCACCACCGUCUUACUAGAAGUAUACGAAGUGGGACAAUGUCGCGUGAGCUUAAGCCAAAUGCUGCAAAAAGAGAUCUUUUAACUGCAAUUAUCUCCUACCCACCAUCUGCUCAUCUGACAUCUGAAGAGAAAGAUCUGAUAUGGCAUUUUCGAUUUUAUCUCACCAGUCAAAAAAAGGCACUGACCAAAUUUUUAAAAUGUGUAAAUUGGAAUCAUUCUCAAGAGACCAAGCAGGCAAUCGACGUUCUCCAUAAAUGGGACCCAAUCGAUGCAGUCGAUGCAUUAGAGUUGUUGACGCCACAAUUUACAAAUCGCACAGUUCGCCAAUAUGCAGUGUCACGAUUGAAACAAUCAUCUGAUGAGGAUUUAUUGUUGUAUUUGUUGCAAUUGGUGCAAGCAUUGCGGUAUGAUGUUGAGCCUACUGAUACUGAGAAACAAACAGACUCAUCAACUUCAGAAAAUUCAGACUUGAGUGAAUCUGGUGGAAAUAACACUGGAAAAUCAGAAGAUGAGAUCUUAGAUGGUGGCAACAUUGAUGAACAAGUUACAAGUGAAAAUGAAAACGAAGAAGAUGCAGCAAAAGACAGCUCAUCGGAUAAUGUGUUUCAAUCCAAUACUAGAAAUGCAGUGAAAAAGGAUAGUGGAUCCGAUCUAGCGUCGUUCCUAGUUGUUAGAGCUUGCACCAAUGAUAAAAUCGCAAAUUUCUUUUACUGGUAUCUCUUUGUUGAGUGUAAAGAUGCAAGAGAUAAAAAAGUGACAGACAUGUAUUACAAUAUAAUGAGAAGAUUCAGUAAAGCACUUCUUAAUGGAAAUCACGACUGUCGAAGACGGCGAAGCAUGUUAGGAAGAGAACAGAAAUUUCUUGAUAAAAUAACAGAGCUUGUGAAACAAAUACAACAGUUUAGUGGGAACAGGAAGAAAAAGAUUGAAAAGCUUCAACAGUUACUUGAUACACCAGAAUAUGUGAGCUUCGAACCUUUACCCUUACCUCUUGAUCCUGAUAUCAAAGUGAAAGGCAUCAUCCCACAUAAAGCCAGCAUAUUUAAAUCAGCCUUGAUGCCUAUGAAGCUGACAUUUAGAACGAUACAGAAUAAAGAUUAUGUGGCGAUUUUUAAAAAUGGCGAUGAUUUGAGACAGGAUCAACUUGUCCUUCAAAUGAUUUCAUUGAUGGAUAAGUUACUGAUGCGUGAAAAAUUGGAUUUGAAGCUAACGCCGUAUAACGUGCUUGCCACUAGUAUUAGUCAAGGUUUAGUUCAAUUUAUUGAUUCACAAGCAGUUGCGCAAAUAUUACGAGAUGAGACAAGCAUCCAGAACUUUUUUCGCAAGUACUCGCCAAUGGAAGGGGCUCCGUAUGGUAUCCAACCUGAAACCAUGGAUUGUUACGUGAAAAGCUGUGCGGGUUAUUGUGUGAUUACGUAUUUGCUUGGCGUUGGUGACCGACAUUUGGAUAACUUAUUAUUGACCAAAAGUGGUAAUUUGUUUCAUAUCGAUUUUGGUUAUAUUCUUGGUCGCGAUCCGAAACCAUUUCCACCACCGAUGAAAUUAAGUAAAGAGAUGGUGGAAGGCAUGGGUGGUACUACAAGUGACUAUUACCAACAAUUUCGUAAACUAUGUUUCACAGCGUUUCUUCAUUUGAGAAGAUAUGCCAAUCUGUUCCUCAAUUUAUUCAGUUUAAUGGUGGACGCGUCUGUUCCAGACAUCGCGCUGGAGCCUGACAAAACUGUAAAAAAGGUACAGGACAAAUUUCGUCUUGAUUUGACUGACGAAGAGGCUGUACAAUAUUUGCAAGGAUUAAUUGAUGAAAGUGUUAGCGCCGUGUUUGCUUCCCUGGCUGAACAAAUUCACAAGUUUGCGCAGUACUGGAGAAGGUAGCUGAUGGGACCAUUUUAUUCGAAAUUGGCGAAUCGGUAUAUUAUCUUGAGAAGGUUUUACAUAGAAUUAUAUCUUUGUGUAAAUAGCGCUGACGCUGCUUUUGUUGAUGUAAAUAGAAUUCUAUUGCAAACUACGAUGUACAGUGUCCCUAUCACGCUUAGAGCGUGACGGUUUCCAAAAUUAUAAUUAAUGAUGACUUAUUUACGGCUGACUACUAAUAUAGAUAAAGAUCAGGAAAUUUUGGGGUUUUUUACGAAAAUUAGUUUGUUUUUUCUAAGUAAGAGCUGUGCCGAAAGUAGAUCAAGUUCGAUUUUGUAAAAUGUUCUUCAAGAAAAGUUUUUUUAAAGUUCAAAUAAAACGGCAUCGUAGAUUGUUGUUUUUUGUUGUUGUUUUUUCGUUUUUUGACUUAUUAGACAUUUUAUAAAUAUAUAUUUGGUAUAGACAUAAUUAGUUAUUGAGAAAAUAAACUUGUAAAUAAGCUUGUUGUAUUAUUGUAUAAAUGGCCAUGGGUAUUACUGCGACAAGAAAGGUUAGGAAAGGAGAAGCAACGGUUUACGUGUCUCUGCACAUUUUUUUCAAAUAGAAAAUAUUGAAACGAAAACACGAAACUUCUUAAAAGGAAAUCAAUACUGCAAAUUAUCUUAGAGAUUCUUUCCAGAUUGUGUGAAAAACCUGGAAAUUUAGAUGAAUAUGAAAAGUUAUUAUGCAGAAAAUUGUGUGCGAAACAAAUGCUGAUGAAGUGUCUUUUGGUAAGUGUCUUAAAUCUGCUUAAAUCGUAUGUCGGUAAAUUAAUGUUAAAAUAAGUAAGCUUUCGGUAAAUUUAAUGUUGAGCUUAAUGUAGAAAAAUCUGUCCGACUUUUCAUGUUAACACCCACACAUAGCUUAUCUGAUGAAUGUAGUAGUUUUUAAUUACCUAACGAAUGGAGGAGUCGUUUUUUUUUCUCUAAUAAACCAAGAAGGUAAGGAACGUUGGAGUUUUUUUUUUUUUUUGUUUUGUUUUUUUAAAGGAACUAACGAGAUUGGAACGGAGAGGUUUUUUUUAUUUUUCUCUAUGGGACCAAGGAGGUAAGGAACGGGUGAGUCCGUUUUGUUUUUCUUUAAGAAACUAAGGAGGUAAGAAACGGAGGAGUAGUUUUUGUUUUUCUCUAAGAACCAAGUAGAUUGGGACGGAGAUGUUGUUUUUCUUUUUCUCUAUGGAACCAAGGAGGUAAGGAACGGGUGAGUCCGUUUUGUUUAUCUUUAAGAAACUAAGGAGGUAAGAAAUGGAGGAGUAGUUUUUGUUUAUCUUUAAGAAACUAAGGAGGUAAGAAACGGAGGAGUUGUUUUUGUUUUUCUCUAAGAAACUAAGGAGGUAAGAAACGGACGAGUUGUUUUUGUUUAUCUUUAAGAAACUAAGGAGGUAAGAAAUGGAGGAGUAGUUUUUGUUUUUCUUUAAGAAACUAAGGAGGUAAGAAACGGAGGAGUAGUUUUUGUUUUUCUUUAAGAAACUAAGGAGGUAAGAAACGGACGAGUUGUUUUUGUUUAUCUUUAAGAAACUAAGGAGGUAAGAAAUCGAGGAUUAGUUUUUGUUUUUCUUUAAGAAACUAAGGAGGUAAGAAACACAGGAGUUGCUUUUGUUUUUCUUUAAGAAACUAAGGAGGUAAGAAACGGAGGAGUUUUUUUUUUCGUUAAGAAACUAAGGAGGUAAGAAAUGGAGGAGUUGUUUUUGUUUAUCUUUAAGAAACUAAGGAGGUAAGAAAUGGAGGAGUAGUUUUUGUUUAUCUUUAAGAAACUAAGGAGGUAAGAAACGGAGGAGUAGUUUUUGUUUUUCUUUAAGAAACUAAGGAGGUAAGAAACGGACGAGUUGUUUUUGUUUAUCUUUAAGAAACUAAGGAGGUAAGAAAUCGAGGAUUAGUUUUUGUUUUUCUUUAAGAAACUAAGGAGGUAAGAAACACAGGAGUUGCUUUUGUUUUUCUUUAAGAAACUAAGGAGGUAAGAAACGGAGGAGUUUUUUUUUUCGUUAAGAAACUAAGGAGGUAAGAAAUGGAGGAGAAGUUUUUGUUUUUCUCUAAGAAACUAAGGAGGUAAGAAACGGACGAGUUGUUUUUGUUUAUCUUUAAGAAACUAAGGAGGUAAGAAAUGGAGGAGUAGUUUUUGUUUUUCUUUAAGAAACUAAGGAGGUAAGAAACGGAGGAGUAGUUUUUGUUUUUCUCUAAGAAACUAAGGAGGUAAGAAACACAAGAGUUUUUUUUAUUUUUCUCUAUGGGACCAAGGAGGUAAGGAACGGGUGAGUCCGUUUUGUUUAUCUUUAAGAAACUAAGGAGGUAAGAAACGGACGAGUUGUUUUUGUUUAUCUUUAAGAAACUAAGGAGGUAAGAAAUGGAGGAGUAGUUUUUGUUUUUCUUUAAGAAACUAAGAAGGUAAGAAACACAGGAGUUGUUUUUGUUUUUCUUUAAGAAACUAAGGAGGUAAGAAACGGAGGAGUAGUUUUUGUUUUUCUCUAAGAAACUAAGGAGGUAAGAAACGGACGAGUUGUUUUUGUUUUUCUUUAAGAAACUAAGGAGGUAAGAAAUGGAGGAGUAGUUUUUGUUUUUCUUUAAGAAACUAAGGAGGUAAGAAACGGACGAGUUGUUUUUGUUUAUCUUUAAGAAACUAAGGAGGUAAGAAAUGGAGGAGUAGUUUUUGUUUUUCUUUAAGAAACUAAGAAGGUAAGAAACACAGGAGUUGUUUUUGUUUUUCUUUAAGAAACUAAGGAGGUAAGAAAUGGAGGAGUAGUUUUUGUUUUUCUCUAAGAAACUAAGGAGGUAAGAAACGGACGAGUUGUUUUUGUUUUUCUUUAAGAAACUAAGGAGGUAAGAAAUGGAGGAGUAGUUUUUGUUUUUCUUUAAGAAACUAAGAAGGUAAGAAACACAGGAGUUGUUUUUGUUUUUCUUUAAGAAACUAAGGAGGUAAGAAACGGAGGAGUUUUUUUUUUCUUUAAGAAACUAAGGAGGUAAGAAAUGGAGGAGUAGUUUUUGUUUUUCUCUAAGAAACUAAGGAGGUAAGAAACGGACGAGUUGUUUUUGUUUUUCUUUAAGAAACUAAGGAGGUAAGAAAUGGAGGAGUAGUUUUUGUUUUUCUUUAAGAAACUAAGGAGGUAAGGAACGGACGAGUUGUUUUUGUUUAUCUUUAAGAAACUAAGGAGGUAAGAAACGGACGAGUUGUUUUUGUUUAUCUUUAAGAAACUAAGGAGGUAAGAAAUGGAGGAGUAGUUUUUGUUUUUCUGUAAGAAACUAAGGAGGUAAGAAACACAGGAGUUGUUUUUGUUUUUCUUUAAUAAACUAAGGAGGUAAGAAACGGAGGAGUUUUUUUUUUCUUUAAGAAACUAAGGAGGUAAGAAAUGGAGGAGUAGUUUUUGUUUUUCUCUAAGAAACUAAGGAGGUAAGAAACGGACGAGUUGUUUUUGUUUUUCUUUAAGAAACUAAGGAGGUAAGAAAUGGAGGAGUAGUUUUUGUUUAUCUUUAAGAAACUAAGGAGGUAAGAAACGGACGAGUUGUUUUUGUUUAUCUUUAAGAAACUAAGGAGGUAAGAAAUGGAAGAGUAGUUUUUGUUUUUCUUUAAGAAACUAAGGAGGUAAGAAAUGGAGGAGUUGUUUUUUUUUUCUUUAAGAAACUAAGGAGGUAAGAAACGGAGGAGUUUUUUUUUUCGUUAAGAAACUAAGGAGGUAAGAAAUGGAAGAGUAGUUUUUGUUUUUCUUUAAGAAACUAAGGAGGUAAGAAACACAGGAGUUGUUUUUGUUUUUCUUUAAGAAACUAAGGAGGUAAGAAAUGGAGGAGUAGUUUUUGUUUUUCUCUAAGAAACUAAGGAGGUAAGAAACGGACGAGUUGUUUUUGUUUUUCUUUAAGAAACUAAGGAGGUAAGAAAUGGAGGAGUAGUUUUUGUUUUUCUUUAAGAAACUAAGGAGGUAAGAAACACAGGAGUUUUUUUAUUUUUCUCUAUGGGACCAAGGAGGUAAGGAACGGGUGAGUCCGUUUUGUUUAUCUUUAAGAAACUAAGGAGGUAAGAAACGGAGGAGUUGUUUUUUUUUCUUUAAGAAACUAAGGAGGUAAGAAAUGGAGGAGUAGUUUUUGUUUUUCUUUAAGAAACUAAGGAGGUAAGAAACGGACGAGUUGUUUUUGUUUUUCUUUAAGAAACUAAGGAGGUAAGAAACACAGGAGUUGUUUUUGUUUUUCUUUAAGAAACUAAGGAGGUAAGAAACGGAGGAUUUUUUGUUUUUCUUUAAGAAACUAAGGAGGUAAGAAACACAUGAGUUGUUUUUGUUUUUCUUUAAGAAACUAAGGAGGUAAGAAACGGAGGAGUUUUUUUUUUCUUUAAGAAACUAAGGAGGUAAGAAACGGAGGAGUUGUUUUUGUUUUUCUCUAAGAAACUAAGGAGGUAAGAAACGGAGGAGUUGUUUUUGUUUUUCUUUAAGAAACUAAGGAGGCAAGAAACGGAGGAGUUGUUUUUCUUUUCUUCUAAGAAACUAAGGAGGUAAGAAACAGAGGAGUUGUUUUUGUUUUACUCUGAGAAACUAAGGAGGUAAAGAACGGGGGAGUAGUUUUCGUUUACCCGAUAAUAAAGAGUCUUUUCCUAGCCUAACUGAAAAAAGAUUCCAAUUCGCAAUUAUAAAAUCGGCGUGUGUUGUUUUCUUAAUUACCGAACGGAGGAGAGAAUAAUAUUGAUUUUCUUUUUUUGUGUGAUAAAAGAAUUAUAUUCUCCUAUUAACGUACUAAUCCUGAUUACACAAUUUUGACAACUAUUUUUUGUUUACUGAUCCCUAAUAAUCCGUGUUGAGGUUUUAAAAAAACUUUUAGACGAGAAAGCUUGGUAAUACGCUGCAAGGAAACAUGGCCAUUAUUAUGUAUAGUUUGUCAAAAAACUUUUCACAAUGUUUAGUUCUGCUAUCCAGAUUACAUAUGUGUCAUAUAUGUUAUUUUUUACUGAGCUAAUUUAAAUCAUCUAAUUAUAAAUUAAGGUUCAGCGAUAACUUGGCGACAUCUUUGUUAUUUUGUUAUCAAGAACGAUAAAAGAAGAAAAUAGUAUCAGCAGGGUUAAAAAGUUUUUCAUAUGGUAGAGAGACAUGCAAAAGCAGUAAAGAGUAGACUUUUAAUUUUAAUUUAUUAUCUUGUUGUUGUUUGUUUGGUUUUUGUUGUUGUUGUUGUUUUGCGAUGUUCCUCUUCUUGUUGUUGUUAUUGUGGUGGUUUUUUUGUUGUUCUAUUGUUGGUUUUGUUGUAGUGUUAUUAUCGUGUCUUCAUUAUGUUUGUUCUUGAAUGUUAAGAGGUCUCCAUUACGUCAUGGAGAUCUCUCAUCAUUAGGCUUAAUCCACAUACACUUUUUUAUAUAAAAGUGGUGGAAAAUGGGAACUAAGGAAACCAUAGAUUUGUCUUUUUGCGGUAAAAUAUACUGGAAACAUAAGCCAUAAGUUUUAUUUUGCGAAACUUGUAAUGCGUAGGUUUUGGGUUGCAAAAAGUUGUAAUGGUGAGGAAGAAACUUUAGAUACCAAGACAAAAUAGGAAUACCUCAAACUAAGUCUAAAUUUCUAUUUUUAUAAAAAUCAAUCAAGGAGUCA
Messenger RNA from Hydractinia symbiolongicarpus, 8420 nucleotides. RefSeq names its product phosphatidylinositol 3-kinase catalytic subunit type 3-like. The transcript has 30 exons. The record is from RefSeq and is a predicted model, not a curated record. Gene Ontology annotation, biological process: autophagosome assembly; endocytosis; phosphatidylinositol-3-phosphate biosynthetic process. Gene Ontology annotation, molecular function: 1-phosphatidylinositol-3-kinase activity. Gene Ontology annotation, cellular component: phagophore assembly site; membrane; phosphatidylinositol 3-kinase complex, class III, type II. The coding region runs from base 32 to 2854 and encodes 940 amino acids. Lineage: Eukaryota; Metazoa; Cnidaria; Hydrozoa; Anthoathecata; Hydractiniidae.